AUGGAAAGGUGUGUGUGUGUGUGUGUGUGUGUGGACAUGUCGACGUGUGCAGUGCAAACAAACAUUGCUUGUUUUCGAGUUGAGUGUUUGGACACUCGGUUCUCGUUCCAGUGUCAACGUCCACGUUCCUUUGAGGGAUUAAAGUCGAAGGUUUUGCUGUUCUUGUUUUUCAUGUCGUCGGUCGUUGCUGUUGCAUGUGUCUUAUGUGUUCUCGUUGAGCGUUACAGUACGGCUGCUGUCCUUUGCGAGAUAAAAAUACGAAAACAGAGCGAACAGCACCCAUUGAAGGUCUUGGUUGGUGCUCAAGACAAGAGUGGAUGGAUCUGGUGGGACAAGAGAGGGCCACUUAACCUGGGUUGUUUGUUUGUUGAGAGCACUUUCUUAUUCGGCAGUAAGAUACUGAUUGGUCGAUGUGGUUGCGGCUGUAUUCUAUUCCUGUUUGCUGAUUGUUUGUGUGAAGUUGGAGGUCAUCGUCAUUGUUUCUGGAAAACUCUGGCUUUGGUACUGUUCCUUUUCAGGUAA
Messenger RNA from Tetrapisispora phaffii CBS 4417, 522 nucleotides. RefSeq lists its product as uncharacterized. NCBI's taxonomy places the organism in Eukaryota, Fungi, Ascomycota, Saccharomycetes, Saccharomycetales, Saccharomycetaceae. The transcript has a single exon. The record is from RefSeq and is a predicted model, not a curated record. The coding region runs from base 1 to 522 and encodes 173 amino acids.